Molecule: messenger RNA, 282 nt
Organism: Iphiclides podalirius (scarce swallowtail)
Lineage: Eukaryota; Metazoa; Arthropoda; Insecta; Lepidoptera; Papilionidae
Source: the annotation of a GenBank genome assembly
AUGAUGAUUAACAUGUCUCAAGCAGCAAUAAGACUGAUUAGAACCAGCAAACCUGUCGGUUUCUACAGAGUAUUAUUAAAAUUCAGGAAAACAAGAAAUGUACUACUAUUAUUCCAACAAGUAAAACAUCAAAUUGAAAAUAUAAGACCUGUUUCGAAUAUCAGGUUAAGAGAAGUAACAAAUUAUCUUCAUAGCCUAGUUACUGAAGUUAAGGCUGCCUGCCAGAUUGUGUGUCCAUCAAGUUCACAGUUUAAAGCUUGGCGUGCAAUAGUUGUCUUGCUG